GCAGUCGCAAUAUGAGAGCUGCGCCAUUCGGAUCGUGGUACUGGCUGGGAUUGGGAUUGGGCCUGCUUCUGGCCAUCGAGUGCGGCGUGGUUUCCGCCAAGCGUUUCCUGCGCUGUGAACUGGCCCGCAAGUUGCUCGAUCAGCAUGGUUUCGAACGCAGUCUGCUCUCGAAUUGGAUUUGUUUGCUAGAGCACGAAAGCGAUCUGGAUACCGGCAGGAUUACAACCAAUGCGAAUGGAUCUCGGAACUAUGGGCUGUUCCAAAUCAAUGGCAGGUUUUGUCAGGAGGGAAGGCGUGGCGGCAUUUGCAAUGCCAAGUGCGAAGAUUUUUUGGACGAAAAUUUAAGGGAGUCGGUUACUUGCGCCAAGCGCAUCCAAACCUCGGAUGGUUUUCGUCAUUGGGCAGGAUGGCAACGAUAUUGCCGAAACGCCCAAAAUCUGCCUAAUCUUAAGGUUAUCUGUGGGAUCUAGAUGUAAUUAAUUUAAUGAUUUCAAUUUGUAACAAAUAAAUAUUAUAUAUGU
Messenger RNA from Drosophila melanogaster (fruit fly), 521 nucleotides. RefSeq lists its product as uncharacterized. Gene Ontology annotation, molecular function: lysozyme activity. Lineage: Eukaryota; Metazoa; Arthropoda; Insecta; Diptera; Drosophilidae. The transcript has 3 exons. The record is from RefSeq and is marked reviewed. The coding region runs from base 12 to 470 and encodes 152 amino acids.